Molecule: messenger RNA, 926 nt
Organism: Eurytemora carolleeae
Lineage: Eukaryota; Metazoa; Arthropoda; Copepoda; Calanoida; Temoridae
Product: RNA-binding motif protein, X-linked 2
Exons: 4
Coding region: 24-875 (283 amino acids)
Biological process (GO): mRNA splicing, via spliceosome
Cellular component (GO): precatalytic spliceosome; catalytic step 2 spliceosome; U2 snRNP
Molecular function (GO): RNA binding
Source: RefSeq, a predicted model, not a curated record
UUUAUUUAUGUUUCAGAUUAAAGAUGAAUCCUCUCACUCAGACACGGAACCAGAUGAAGAUGAAUGAGAGGGAGCUAGAGAUGGGAAUAGCGGGCACAAAGAACUCCUGGCAUCAGGAGUAUAAGGAUUCUGCUUGGGUGUUUAUGGGAGGUUUACCCUAUCAGCUGACAGAGGGAGAUGUUAUCUGUAUGUUCAGCCAGUACGGAGAAGUUGUUCACAUCAAUCUUAUCCGAGAUCAUACAACCGGAAAGAGCAAGGGAUUUGGGUUUCUAUGCUACGAAGAUCAGCGGAGUACGAUCCUAGCUUCAGAUAACCUCAACGGGUUCAAGAUCCUUGGUAAAAUGAUCAGGGUUGAUCAUAUUCAUCAAUACAAACUUCCAAAGGAUUUGGAGAAAUUAGACCAAGACAAGAGACAACUGUUGAUGGAAGGAGUUGCUCCGGUUGCUCAAUCCGAACCGGAAUCCUCCAGCGAGGAAGAAGAGGAAGAUCUGGAAGUCAAGGAAGAAAAGAAAUCAAAAAAGAAGAAAAAAGAAAAAAAGAAACACAAAAAGAAGAAGAAAAAGAAGGAGAAGGGUGGUUCGGAUAGCGAGAGCAGUGAUAAAGGACAUGAUAAACCUAGAAACAGUUCUAAACUCUCUGAUCCUAAACCAAGAGACAAGUUCUCCAAUGGUAACUCACACAGGAAGGAGAAUGAAAGUAGAAGUGAACUCCGGAGAGAAGAUAAACCCCGGACUAGAUCUCCCUAUCGGAGAGAACGGUCCCGAAGCAGGUCUCCGGUAAGACGAAAGGACCGAAGUAUCAGCCGAGAUCGGGGGCCAAGAAAAGAUGCUCGGAGACGGAGCCGUUCACGAGAUCGGAGAAGAGAUCGUUCUUAAACCUAACAAUAAGUACAAUAAACACAAUUAAUACAAAUCAAUUUUUCAGAA